This is a messenger RNA of Falco peregrinus (peregrine falcon), 8480 nucleotides long. Its product is annotated as sulfate transporter-like. Gene Ontology annotation, molecular function: oxalate transmembrane transporter activity; bicarbonate transmembrane transporter activity; chloride transmembrane transporter activity. The coding region runs from base 5919 to 8162 and encodes 747 amino acids. The record is from RefSeq and is a predicted model, not a curated record. The transcript has 3 exons. Lineage: Eukaryota; Metazoa; Chordata; Aves; Falconiformes; Falconidae. Gene Ontology annotation, cellular component: membrane. Gene Ontology annotation, biological process: transmembrane transport.
AGUGAGUGCCAUCCCGCUUUCUCCUGGCAGUGGUGCCCAGCCCGCUGCAGAGCAGGGUGAGUACACAGCCAUGCGCACCCUUCUGCGCGGGGUGCGUACCGUGCAGGCACGCAGGGGAGGUCCCUGCCAGCGCGCACCAGGCCACUGACAGUGUGUGGCUUUUACCUUGCCCUGACUUGGGUGCUCUGUGCAACCAGGCUGCAAUUUGUCUCAUGAAUAGUAAGUCAUAAGCAGUGUGAUGACCACGAUGUGCCGGUGAGCAGCACCCUCCUGUGGGCCAGGUCCAUAUUCCCAAGAUGCAAGAAAUGACACAUUUGGUCAGGUUUAGUGCUAAUUGUACUUUACAAUAUGUGUAGUUAUAGCACAUGGUAUUACAUAUUCAGGCUUAGAAACUUGCUGCCGUGUAUUUUAAUGUUACUUGACAUAACAGGUUAUAUGACUUGGUCAGGUCACGGCCAGUAAGAGUCAGAACAAAAAUUAGAGCAGCGCUGGGUGCAGUUCUGAGCACUUACUGUGAGCAUUAUCUCUGCACACAUGUCCUUGAGUUAUGCAGAAGGUUUUCUUGAUCCGGCGUGGCUCAGCUUUUACCUGAGGAUGCCUUUUACCUUAGGAGACCUCAGCACACAUGCUGUAAUUUUUGUGUUGGUGCCAACAGAGUGGUAGGAACACUCAAUUACAGAGAAUGCCAGCACGAGCUUUCUGCUCUCUUGAAAAGCACAGGACAGCCGUUGCCUUCGGUGGAGUUACUCUGAUUCCUGCUGAUACAGAGCUGAGAGAACCGGCUCCCAUCAGCAGCACCCUUUACCCAUGCUAAUCAAGGCUCUACCUGACCUGGGGACAGCUAAUUCUCAGUAUACACGGUCCUGUACUAGAUGGGAUCCCCCCAGCCCUGUCUCCUGUGUCACAGCGUGGUGGAGGCAGCUUGGGAAAGGUGUUCCAGGGGUCCAGCCCAUGCAGAGCCCUCCCGGCACCCGGUAAGCAGCAGGCUAGAAACUUCCUGAGCACUUAGACCUUUGUUACAGCUUUUGCAGCACUUCAGGAAGCUUCAUAACCCCUUUUCUCAAACCUGUUGACUCCCAUCGCACGCUGGCAGUCCAUCCCACCAUUUGCGUUGUGGGGAAACGCUGCUCAUGUUUAAUAGCACAUCCAAUCUGGUUGUGUGGCAGGUAGUGGGAGAUGGGCUGUGGUUUCUGGGCUUCUUACCCACCUGCUGGAGCUUCUUUCUGUCCUGUGACAUUGAGAUGUGACCUCUGUAGGAUCCUUCCCCACUGCCUCGGUGCACAAUGAACUGGUGUGGGAUGGCUGCUGGUAGAGCUUGGGAGCUGGUCACGGGGCUCUGCUCGACACAGAGCCUGCUGUGCUGGGCGGGGGGGGGGGGGCAGGUUGUGUUAGCUGCAAAUAGGGUGACCCUGUGAGCCAGCCAGCAGCUACAGAGGGAAGCAGCAUCCCACCAGCACGGCCUCAGUGCCGUGAAGGGCUUGUAGGCAGCACACACAGGUCAGGCCUGAAACAAUGCCAAAUAGCCUGGGCUGAGGGCCAAUUCAGUAUGAAAUAGAAAUGCGUCUCCCCAUUUUUAUUCCACUGUAUUUAUCUGUAAUCAAUUUAAUCUGUUUACAGAGCCAUUAUAGCGUUUUUAGUUAUUAGCUUGAAAAAUUGGGAAAGGAUUAUAAACACUGGACAUUUAUCAUGCAGGGAAAAACAUGAAAACAGCAACAAAAUGCCGCAAAAGUUGGCAAAGAGUUAUUUUCACCCUUCUUAUAUAAACUGGGAAUGCUCCCCAAAUCUUCUUGCUGGUGUGUUUGGAAGUGCUCUUUUAUUCCGUCUUCUAGCAGUGGGUGUCAGUGCUGAGGGAAGGGCUUGUAGCAGAGCAUUAGCAGGGUGGACCCAGUCUGCGGUGUCCUCGAUGGCUGGACAGUUGAUGGGUGGUGUGUGACCUCUGCAGCCAAAGAUACUCUUCCACGUCCUUUUAGAUGUGCUACCUCUGCACUGAGUCUCUUUCCGAGGAUGUACGUUCCAUCUCACACCUUUCAGAACACACUAGAAAAUGUUCCUUGUAUGUCUGCCGUCACGGUUAAUUGCUGGGAGCAAGCAGUAGCUUAAAUAGAUGCUCUUUAUCAUUAUUUAUUUCUAGGUUCCUUGAUCCCUCUCAAACUUCAGUGGUGUGGCUGCAUUGCCGUGUGCAGUCACAGGGUGAGCGACACUUUUAGGCUGACAGUGGUUAUGUCUGGAGAGAAGUUUAUCUUUGCCUUGCACGCUGUGCACCCCUGCACAUCAGCAUAAACUGCCCUGCCAAGUAACAGGAGGCUGAAAAAACUUCUGUUUUCUGGGAUGAUCUAGUGUACUGCUUUCCGUAUUGUCUGGUGUUAUCUCUUGCAGAAAUGUGAAUAGUUGCUUUCCAGGAAACCAUCGGGGAGGUUCUGUUCAGCCUUUGUGCCCUGGGGCACUUUUGUUGCAUUUUGCCGUAUCUCAGCAGUGGGACUGAUUCUGGGCUUGUCUCCUUUUCCUUGUUUUUCCCUUAAAAAAAGGUGAUGUUUUGCAGAUGUCUACUUAUUGAAAAUCAGUUUCCAAGUGGAACUGAAUCAGCAGCCUUCCAAUAAGACUGUCAAGUCCCAAAUCUGAAGGGAAGGAAAAGCAUCUCUCUUAGAUACCUGACUCCACUACCUGGCUCACUUGCCUUUUGUUUGAUAAAGUUGCACGUGUUCUAAGUAACUGCAGAGCAGUGGGGUGCAGCCAUACUAAGUCUGGGUGGCCCAUUUACGGAGCCAAGACACAUGGGGUGCUACUUGAAAGGCUUCCAGAAGCCAAACAGUCAUAGGUGUAUGUGCAGGCUUUAAAGUAAAUAAAAAAUCCUUGUGCAGUGAAGUUAGCUCUGUUCCAAAGAAAACUGGAGAUGCCAGCUUGUCCUGUUAAACAAAAACUAUGCAUUGAUGCAGCAGCAGAGAUUUGAAUUCACGACACUUCCCUGCUGCAAAAUGCCUGGGGAACAAUCACAAACCCAGAUCAUUUCAUGAUUUUUUUCUACUGUAGGCUAGAAAACUGAAAUUCCCGCUAUUGCAUUUUCCUUGCACCUGGAGCUUGGGUUCCCACCGCUCUGUUUCUAGCUGGCUGCAAUGGCUGUUGCCUAGAUGGAUGUUACAUUGCUGACAAUCCAUGUCAUAAACAAAAACUUUGGAUUUCAUGGUUUCUGCUUGGUUUAAAAGCAGAGGGUGCCAUGUUACUGGCAGGCAACAUCCUGUCUGCACUUGCAUUGUUCAAGCUCACACCAUCUGUCCAACCCUACCUUGCCCAGAAUGGAGCUAAACAGCAAAGUGAGUUUAUAGUGGCAAUAAAGAACAACCCUUGAAGAUGCAUUUGAAAACAAGCGGUUUCAGCAGGUAGCUGUGGUGACCUUGCAUUUGGAAGGCAGCUCAGCCUUAGCCAGCUCAAGGUCACAUGAAGUUCCGCUGGGGGUUUCUUUUUUUAAGCUGUCUGCUAUACGUUUGCUAGAGGAAAUGUGAAAUGUCUGCGGUUUCUGCCCUUGCCUCACCUCAUGCACUAAAAGCGAUUUCAGAGAUGUACACAGUGUUCAGUGUCACCAACUAUGUUCCUACAUCCUUUCUGCCGGGGAGAACAUCAAAUGGGCUCUCCUCAGUGCCCACAGCCUGCGUUUCCAGCACAGAGAGGACCAUGCAGAAGCUGCCCUAGUAUGAAGGCUUGCUGUUCCCAAGAAGUCAGUGCACAGAACUGAACACGUGGAGAAGCCAGCUGGAACAAGGACCUUGAGAGCAUAACUGCAGGGGAAGUGUGGAAUAUUUUAAAGGUGUCUCCCCAGCAUCUAAAUCAAAGCUUUGUGGAAAUGUCAUCCCUCCAUGCCCCACACCAUCUCUCCAAACACCGUGGGCUCUCAGCCCGCUCCCCAAGCCCAGAACACAGUCCGUGCCAGAAGAGGCAGGGGCCAAGCUGCCAUGGGGCAAUGACACGUCCAGCAAGAUUUUAGAGACUAGGUUGGUGGAAAAUAGAUGGAAAAGAAAAAGUGGAGAAUGAGGUGAGUGGGAGUAUGUGCUGAGAGGUCUGAUGCAGAUUGUUGGCAGGGAUCACGAGAACAGAACAGUUCCAGCUGGUAUUUAUGAGGCUGCUGUUUCAAUUCAGGAUGAUAAAACGUUACCUUUCCUCCUGGCCUCUAAUCCAGCUGUUCACCUUUACCUACAAAAGAAAUGCAACCUUGCACUUACUGAAUUGUGCUUAUUUUCUGCAAAGCACAACCCCUUGUUCUUUGUGCUAAAAAAAAAUUGUGCUGGUCUCUAAAAGACAUGUGCAAGAUGUGGAUUGUGCAGAUUUGACACGUACUGAGUUCUUCUGUCUCCUUAGAAAUCACCUGUGUCACACUUCUGACUUUGCAGACCUCUGUUUUGCGAAGCCUGGGUGCAGCCCGGCGUCACUGGUGCUGUGGAAGCGGUGAGCGCAGCGUGGCCGAGCAGGGGCGGAGGCGUGGGGAACAGGCAGCUGAGCAGGGCCCAGGGGCUGGUGGCAGCACGCUGGUGGAGAAGCUGCCAGGAAAGAAAAGUCAUCCUGGAACAAGUUUGGCUUUUUGAUUGUUUUUUUUUUUUUUUGAGCAAAAACUUACACAGAAUAGACGAAAACCUGAGCAGAGAAGCCCGGCAGGACUCAAGCAAUGAUGCUCUCUCAGUUCAGGGCGGGGCAGAGCAAUAGCACACACAGGCAGAUUUCUUUGCAUCGUUCCUCUUGUUUUGCAAACACAUCUCCAGAUACCAGCAAUACUGUUACCUGGCAGGAGCACUGCACUGCUCUAAACCCCUUCAAUCAUUCUUAAUGGCCAGAACAAGUUUUCAUCAAAAAUACUCUCUCAGAACAAUGUUUGUUUUCAAAACACAGCUCUGUUUAGCCCGCUGCACCAUCUUCAUCGGCUGGAGCAAGAUAAAAGGACUGAUUUCUUGGCUGAGAAACUUAGCUCUCUUCUCAAGGGAAGCAGCACAAUGUCCAGAAGGAAGGCAAAGGAAACAAGUUUGCAGUUGUUCGCCUCGUGCUUUCUCUGUUCAAUGUGCUCUGCAAGGUGAGGAGACGGGUCUGUCCACAGGGGACAAGCCCCAGGUAGUGAGAAAACACCCAGCAUCUCCUCACAGCCAGAGGUAAGGCAGUUGGGUUGGGACUAGUGGUGUGAAAUGAACCCAUGGGGCAGGGGAAUGGGAUUUCUCAUCAGCCCAGUUCAAUUUCCAAAGUGCAGCUGCUCUAGGUCUCCUCUCAGGAGAAUUUCUGUCUGUGUGUAUUGUUGUUUUGACAAAUAGGUAUGUUUUGUUGCAGCUGCAUUUUGACUGAAAAACUCAGAGUAGCUCUGGAAAGCGUGUAUGUUACUUAACCAGACUGAAAAAGCAGGAUGCUUUUGUUCUGCAGAUAGGAGCCCCUGUGGUGGGCCUGUUUGAUGCAAGCCAGGAAUGUAAUUUAAAAUUUUGAAACGUUAAAGGAAAACUUAUUUUGAAAAUUACCUCCCUUACCCAGGUGUUACAUUCCUAAAGCAUCACUUGGAAUUUCUCAACAUUUUAAAAAAGAUUUUUGCUGAAGUGGAAGUGUCACCAAGAAAUGCAGGGUUCCUGAAGAAGUUUUGGUUUCAGUGAAAUAAUAUGAUCUGAUCUUAACCCAUUCUGCUUUCCUCUUUCAGAACAAGAGGUAUGUUAGGAAGGAGCACAGGGAUCUCUGUAGCUCUGCUCCUGACAUGGGCAUCUGUGCCGGUGUGAAUGCAAUUUAAAGCAUGGUCUCAGGACUGUGGUUAAUCAGGUCCAUAAGUGAAAACGAACUGGCACCAUGGGAAAGUGCUUUUCUGUUAGAUUUGUCUGAGGUUAUUUUCCUUUAUUUUAUUUAUCCAUGCAAUGAGCAAGAGGCCUGGAGCUAAGCAAAGUGCAUUAUGUACAUGACUGCAACACGUCAUGGCUGCCUGUUCUCCUGCCUUAGCAAUGGAGGACACAUCAAGCCAGAAGUCAGGGCAAAGCAAAGACGUGCUGGGCUCCGUAACGCCAGAAGAGACUCCUGCCAAUUUUAUACAUGUCAAAUUGGAGGAGUAUGAGCCUUCAGGCUUCAGCACCAAGGAAUUAAUCCUACAGAAAGCCAGAGAGGUCUGCACAUGCAAUCAUCAAACCAUCAUCACCUUCUUCUGUCGGCUGUUUCCAGUGCUGGACUGGCUUCCCUGUUACAAUGUCAAGACGCAGUUGCUUGGGGAUGUCAUAUCUGGGCUCCUGGUGGGGAUAGUUGCCGUCCCUCAGUCCAUUUCCUACUCCCUCUUAGCCAGCCAGGAUCCCAUCUACGGCAUCUACACCAACUUCUUCUGCAAUAUCAUUUACGUUGCUAUGGCCACUUCGCGCCAUAACUCUGUGGGCUCCUUCGGUGUCCUGUGCCUGAUGAUCGGGCAGUCUGUGAACCGGCACCUCCAGCAAGCAGGGUACAGUGACGACAACGCUGGCUCUUUGGUGGUGGGCAACUCGACCUCCUCCACUAAUGGGACAGGUGCCUGCGACAGGAGCUGCUACGCCAUCACUGUGGCCCUUUCCUUAAGCUUUCUGGUUGGUCUUUACCAGAUCCUGCUGGGGGUUUUGCAGCUGGGCUUUGUGGCUGUCUACCUGUCAGAACCUCUCCUCAGUGGCUUUGUGACUGGCUCCAGCCUCACCAUUAUCACCUCCCAGAUGAAGUAUCUCCUGGGACUGAAAAUCCCUCGUCAUGAAGGAGUGGGGUCCUUCAUCCUGACAUGGGUUGACCUUUUCAGAUACAUUCAGAACACGAACAUCUGUGACCUGGUCACCAGCCUGGUUGCUUUGGCCGUCAUAGUGCCUGUCAAAGAGGUCAAUGAGCGGUAUAAGGAGAAGAUGAAGGCCCCGUUCCCCAUAGAGCUGCUGGUGGUCAUUGUAGCCACAGUAAUAUCUUACUACUGCAACUUUGAAGAGCGAUACAAGUCUGCUGUUUGUGGGGAGAUCCCCACUGGUUUCAGGAAACCCACUCUACCAGAUAUAAACCUGUUCUCCAGCCUGGCAGUUGAUGCUCUGCCCAUUGCUGUUAUCGGUUUUGCCAUGACCGUCUCCCUGGCGGAAAUCUUUGGCAAAAAGCAUGGCUACGCUGUCCGUGCCAACCAAGAGAUGAUUGCUAUCGGCAUGUGCAACCUGAUCCCUUCUUUCUUCUACUGCUUUGCCAGUUCUGCAGCCCUGACCAAGACUCUGCUGAAGGAGUCCACGGGGACCCAGACCCAGGUCUCUGGCCUGGUCACCUCCCUGGUGCUGCUGCUGGUGCUGCUGUGGAUCGCCCCACUUUUCCACUCGCUGCAGACCUCCAUCUUGGGGGUGGUCACCAUUGUCAACCUGCGGGGGGGCCUGAGGAAGUUCCAUGACACCCCCAGCAUGUGGCAGCUCAGCAAGCUGGACACGGUGGUGUGGUGGGCAACCAUGCUGUCCUCCACACUGAUCACCACGGAGAUCGGGCUCCUCAUGGGCGUCUGCUUUGCUCUGCUUUGUAUCAUCUUUCGCACGCAGAGACCCAGGGCCACGCUGCUGGGCAAGGUCAGCAACACGGAAAUCUAUGAGGACCAGUCCACUUACAAGCAGCUCAGCAGUAUUGCCAACAUCAAAAUCUUCCGCUUCGAGUCGUCCCUCUACUAUGCCAACAAGGAAUAUUUCAAGACUGUUCUCUACCAAAAAACUGGGGUAAAUCCUACCCUGCUGGCCGCUAAGCACCAAAGGGUGGGGGCCCAGGCAAGUACAGACACAGGCAACAGCAAGAGCUUUUUUGGCACCAGGUGUGACUGCCUGAAACAGGCCAAGAAAAGGGCUGAGAAGCCUCCAGCAGAUGCCUGUCCUCCCUCCACAGACAUGCACACCUUAAUCCUUGACUGUAGGGCAAUGCAGUUUAUAGACACUGUGGGUCUCUCUGCGCUGAAGGAGACACGUCAUGACUAUAAGGAGAUUGGUGUCCAGGUGCUCCUGGCCAACUGCAACCCAUCCGUCCGCCACCGGCUCCGAGAGGGUGGCUGGGCUGGCGAGAUGGACAGUGGUGGCCAGCUGGCUUUCCACAGCGUCCAUGCAGCAGUGCAGUUUGCUGAAUGGUGGUACCAUGCGCAGCAGGAGGAGAGCAAGGAGAAAAAGGGUGCUCUCCCGCACCCCGACAACCUGAACUUUCAGGUGUCUUUGUAGACCUGAGUGUGAGGAAUGAUUUCUAAUGGGGAUGGGCUUAGGGUGUGCUGGAGAGGAGUUCAGUCUGAGCAUUCGAAAAAAGAAUCUGAUGAACUGUCAGCAGCAGGCAUGGGGCAAUAGGAUUGGGGAAGGCAUGGAUGUCGGGAGUGGAGUGCCAGCAGCUGAACAGCCUGAGCGGCGUUUCGGGGUCUGUCCCGUCGGUGAGGAGCCUGGACAGCUUCUAACCCUUCUCCUUGGAAAGGGCUGCGGCGGCAGGAGGUGCCGCGCAGGGGGACGGGACGCCGGGCUUCCACCAGCGGCUUCCAUUGCAGGGCUCCC